Colius striatus (speckled mousebird) is the source of this 2157-nucleotide messenger RNA. It is a transcript of the gene LZTS2, whose product is annotated as leucine zipper tumor suppressor 2. The record is from RefSeq and is a predicted model, not a curated record. Gene Ontology annotation, biological process: negative regulation of canonical Wnt signaling pathway. The transcript has 6 exons. Bases 155 to 2062 code for a protein of 635 amino acids. NCBI's taxonomy places the organism in Eukaryota, Metazoa, Chordata, Aves, Coliiformes, Coliidae.
GGGGCCUGGGCGCGGCGCGGCGCGGGAGGGCGGCGGCGGGGCCGCGGAGCCAUCAGAGCUCUGUUUGCAGUGCAGUGACCUGAGUGGACCGGACGGAUGGGCAGCGGCUGGCGAGGUUGCCCGCGUGCCCCUGCCUGCCAGGGGCCCCCCCACCAUGGCUAUUGUGCAGACUCUGCCCAUGGCCCUCGAGGCCAGCACUGAGGGGGCCACGCAGCUGCGCGCUGCUCCCCGCUCACCCCCCAUUGCCAUGGGCAGCGUGGGCAGCCUCCUGCCCGGCCGGCCCCACCAUGACUGCGCCAGCCAGCCCUGCGCCAGCGGGCCCUCCGCCACCACCUUCCGCAAGCAGGAGGGGCUGCUGCUCCGGGCCACCCCCCGGGACCCCUCAUCCCCCGAGGAACCCCACACAGCUGUGCCAGGUAUCGCCCACGCCUACGCCAACGGGGGCUUCUGCGGCGACUGGCUCGAUGCCUCCUCUCCCAUCAGCCCCUGCAGCGACUCGGACGAGCCCCGCGAUGACCAAGCUCCGAGUGACCACCUCCGGGGGCCGCCCCCCAAGCUCGUCCCUGUGUCUGGCAGACUGGAGGAGAACGUGGAGAAGACCCUGAUCCGCCCCAUGGCCUUCAAGCCGGUGGUGCCCAAGGUGCGGAGCUGCCAGGCGGGCGUGCGCCCGGGGCUCUCGGAGAGCCAGGUGAGCCUCACUCACCUGCUGGGCACCGACAAGCCCGGUGCGCUGAGCUGCCGUGCCAGCACCCUCUCGGACUCGGGUCGCAACUCCCUCUCCAGCCUGCCCACCUACAGCACGGGCUGCAGCCAGCACCCCGAGGCAGGGGCCCCACCGACCACCCCCCACGGGCCCCCCGACGCCCCGGGGGGCUGCCGCCCCUCCAACUCGGACAGCGGGCGCUCGUCCUCCAGCAAGAGCACGGGCUCGCUGAGCGGCCGGGGCCGGCCCUCCUCAGACAGCGGGUCCUGCGGGCGCUCGCCCCUGCCCGGCGAGGAGGCCAUGCUGGUGCGGGAGCUGGAGGACAAGCUGCGGGAGAGGGAGGCCGAGCUGCAGCUCCUGCGUGACAGCCUGGACGAGAACGAGGUGGCCAUCUGCCAGGUGUACGAGGAGAAGCAGCGUCGCUGCGAGCAGGAGCUGGAGGGGCUGCGGCAGCGAUGUGCGGCCCAGGCGCGGCAGGCGGCCCAGGCAGCGCAGCGGGGGCAGCAGGUCCUGCAGCUCCAGGUGCUGCAGCUGCAGCAGGACAAGCAGCAGCUGCAGGAGGACUUGGCCCAGCUGCUGCAGGAGCGGGAGCUGCUGGAGCAGCGCUGCGCCUCCUUCCAGCGCGAGCGCACCGAGCUGGCACCCCGGCUGGAGGAGACCAAGUGGGAGGUGUGCCAGAAGUCGGGGGAGAUCUCUCUGCUGAAGCAGCAGCUGAAGGAGGCGCAGGCGGAGCUGGCGCAGCGGGGCAGCGAGCUGCUGGGGCUGCGGGCGCAGCUGCGGGAGGCGCGGGCGCAGCUGCAGGCAGGCGAGCGGCGGGCGCAGGGGCUGCAGGAGGCCGCGCGCCUCAAGGCCCUGGAGCUGGAGGUCUGCGCCAACGAACUGCAGCGCCGCAAGAGCGAGGCCGACCUCUUCCGCGCCAAGGCCGGGCGGCUGGAGCAGGAGGUGGCGGGGCUGCGGGAGGCCGCUCGCGGGCGAUGCCACCAGGCCGGCCCGGACAGAGGUCCCCAAGGUGGCCCGGAGGGGGGUCCCCAGGCCACGGAGGAGGCGCAUGGCGGCGCGGGGCUGCGGCAGCAGCUGGAGCGGCUGCGUGCGGAGGUGGCGGUGGAGCGGCGGCGCGGGCAAGAGCAGCGGGACGCCUUCGAGCAGGAGCGAGGCACGUGGCAGGGCGAGAAGGAGCGUGUCAUCCGCUACCAGAAGCAGCUGCAGUACAGCUACAUCCAGAUGUACCGCCGCAACCGUCGCCUCGAGCAGCGUCUCCAGCAGCUCCGGCUCCAGGGCAAGGACCCCUCUCCGCCUGAGCACUGUGAUGGCCCCGGCCCCGACACGCCCUUCGAGGAGAUCACGGCCACCGAGAUCUGAGCUGCUGCCGCUGUGCUCAGAGGGCAUCCGGCCCCUGGGAUUUUGGGAGCUGUGGGGCUGCGGGGGGAUCCCGCCUUUCUGCCCAGCUCUGCAGA